Molecule: messenger RNA, 1564 nt
Organism: Musa acuminata subsp. malaccensis (wild Malaysian banana)
Lineage: Eukaryota; Viridiplantae; Streptophyta; Magnoliopsida; Zingiberales; Musaceae
Product: aspartyl protease family protein At5g10770
Biological process (GO): proteolysis
Molecular function (GO): aspartic-type endopeptidase activity
Source: RefSeq, a predicted model, not a curated record
GAGGCGUCGUCGUCGUCUCUCUCUCUCUCUCUCUCUCUAUUUCCCUUUUUGAUGGCUUCCGUUCCUUGUGUCAUUUGCUAUCUCGCCUUACUUAUUGCAUGUCUUGGUAUAUGCUGGCAAGUUCAUGGAGGAGGAAUAACCCAUCAACAUGUCACAAUCCGUUCUUUGCUGCCGAGCGAUGCUUGUUCAUCGUACAAAGAUGGAGAUGGAGUAAACCACAACGAAACAAGCCUGACGGUCCUCGACCGGCACGGCCCGUGCUCACCGUUCGACCUCCAUCAUCAGCUCUCUCACAAGCAGAUCCUCGACCACGAUCAAUCCCGAGUCGACAGCCUCCACGGCCGAGUCUCGACAGCCCCCAAGCAGGACCAACAGCUGGAUGCACUGGCAGCGUCGUCCAUCCCCGCCCACAGCGGCAUUUCCCUCGGCACCGGAAACUACGUGGUCAUCGUCGGCUUUGGCACCCCGAAGAGGGACCAGACCGUCAUCUUCGACACCGGGAGCGACGUCACGUGGAUCCAGUGCCAGCCCUGCGUCGUCACCUGCUACCAGCAACAAGACCCAAUCUUCGACCCAUCCCACUCCUCCACGUACCUCAACAUCUCCUGCAGCUCCGCCUACUGCACCGACCUCGGCGCCUCCGGUUGCAGCUCGUCCACUUGCGUUUACGGGGUCCAGUACGGGGAUAACUCCUACACGGUGGGGUUCUACGCGGAAGACACGCUCUGGCUGACGCCCUACGACGUCAUCCCCAACUUCCGAUUUGGGUGCGGCGAGCGGAACGACGGCCUCUUCGGCAAGGCCGCCGGCCUGAUCGGUCUCGGCCGCGACAAGCCGUCCUUUGUCUCUCAGACGUAUCAAAGGUACGGUGGAGUCUUUACCUACUGCUUGCCACCGACCUCGAGCUCGACAGGCUACUUGAGAUUCGGUGGUGGUUACCCCUCCUCCGAUCUCCGGUUCACCCCGAUGCUGUCGGGCGCAAGCUCGCCGACGUUCUACUACCUUACUCUAACGGCUAUAAGCGUUGGCGGUCAGCAACUGUUGGUACCACCCACCGUGUUCUCCGUCGCCGGGACCAUCAUCGACUCCGGUACGGUGAUCACAAGGCUACCGCCCACGGCAUACUCUGCCCUCCGGUCGGCUUUCCGGCAGGAGAUGACAACAUACAAGUCGGCACCGGCGCUGUCGAUUCUGGACACAUGCUACGACCUCAGCGGACUCGACAAAGUAACGGUCCCAGAGGUGGCGUUGCACUUGGGUGGCGGGGCUACUAUCCAUUUGGACAUCACGAGAAUACUGUACAUUGCGAGCUUGUCGCAAGCUUGCCUUGCCUUCGCCGCAAAUAGAGCUGACACCGAUCUGGGCAUAAUAGGGAAUGUGCAACAGAGGGGGUUGGACGUGGUUUAUGAUGUCUCAAAGCAUGUCAUUGGGUUUGGCCCCGGCGGCUGUUAGAUACAUAAAUGUAUAACAGUUGGCAUGAAAGAAUGAAUUUGUAUUUGGAUUGGUCAGGGAAAAAUGUCCUUUUGGAAAGCUUCAAUCAUGGUAAUGAGUAUUUUACUUCUUU